Pogona vitticeps (central bearded dragon) is the source of this 849-nucleotide messenger RNA. The record is from RefSeq and is a predicted model, not a curated record. NCBI's taxonomy places the organism in Eukaryota, Metazoa, Chordata, Lepidosauria, Squamata, Agamidae.
UCAUUGUGUCUCCAGUGCGCCUCAGCUAAAGUGAGUGUGUGGCUAUUUGGCNAAAAAAAAAAAAAAAAAAGGACUUGUGUCUUGCCAUGGAAGUGGCUCGGUAUCAGUUCUCGAGGUCAGCCAGUAGUUCUCAGGAAAGGGUCCUUGCUCACUACAAUGAGGUGUCGUUAUUGCUGGAAGGGCAGCCGGAUUUCCCAGAAGAACUCAGAGGUGCCAAGAAAGGGAUGUUAUACCUUACCCAAUAUAAAAUAAUAUUCCAGCACAAAGAUAAAGGUUCCACCAUCAUCCGUUUUCCGCUGCACCUCUUAGGAGAGUGUGUUUUAGAAGAAGAACUGGGCCUCAAAUCUCAGCAUAUCAGAGGAAGCUUGGCUUCUACCCAGGGAGUCCUUGCCUUCAAAUUCACCUUCCAAUAUGGAGCAUCCGAGUGCCUAAACAUGAUCAAAGAUCUGGCUAAAGCAGACAUUUUGAGAGAAGGUACCAACCUCCAGGAAUAUCCCACUGCUUCCAUCUACACCUACGCUCAUCCUGCUGCACCUCGGACAGUUCGUUCUUUCGACAUGUUGCCACUAGGGCCACCGCCUUACCCUGGGCCCCCGGACCCUCCUCCUCCCUAUUCUGAAGUGGAAGUGGUAUUUCCUGGAAGAAACAGGAGUUCAGGAGUCCAAGGGAGCUGCUUGUUUUGCAGAGGACAGAGGAUCCAGGAACACGCUAACAGGCAGGACUGAAGAAUCAUGUGCAUAAAUGUACUUUUAUAAAAGAAUAGCAAGUUCUUCCAUGUCCUUGUCUUUCCUGUUGAAGGUUUUCUGGCAUGACACAAAUCCAGCAGAUUCAUCACACUCCAGCCCUCUG